Messenger RNA from Rhinocladiella mackenziei CBS 650.93, 1539 nucleotides. RefSeq lists its product as uncharacterized. Gene Ontology annotation, biological process: positive regulation of proteasomal ubiquitin-dependent protein catabolic process; ubiquitin-dependent protein catabolic process; protein polyubiquitination. The transcript is spliced from 2 exons. Lineage: Eukaryota; Fungi; Ascomycota; Eurotiomycetes; Chaetothyriales; Herpotrichiellaceae. Gene Ontology annotation, molecular function: ubiquitin protein ligase activity; ubiquitin conjugating enzyme binding; zinc ion binding. Bases 1 to 1539 code for a protein of 512 amino acids. Gene Ontology annotation, cellular component: cytoplasm; ubiquitin ligase complex. The record is from RefSeq and is a predicted model, not a curated record.
AUGGAUUCAGAGGACGAGUUCAUGUCUGACCCGCCCAGCGGGGAUGAACUCGAUUUCGACGAAGGCACACAAGACAGUGACAUUGGCAGUCUAGGAGGUGACUUUGAUCAAGAUCAAGAUGGUGGCUUCGGCUACGACAAGGACAUCCUCGCCAACCCACAGAAACCAUACGAGGUCGAGUACAAAGUCCUGAGCCCUGAAGACAUCCAGUCACAUCAAGACCGGCAGUUCCAGGAAGUUGCAUCAAUCAUUGAACUGCCGCCUGAACAAGCGGCCAUACUUCUACGCUUCAUGAGGUGGAACAAGGAGAAACUGAUUGAAACCUACAUGGACAACCCAGAGAAAGUGCUUGAGGCUGCAGGCUUGGGACCGACAUUUGCAGAGUCUCCUAAAACAAAGACUGUCAAGGGCUUUACCUGCGAGAUCUGCUAUGAAGAUGGCCCAGCCCUGCAAACAUAUGCAAUGAAAUGUGACCACCGAUAUUGUGUCGACUGCUACACUCACUAUCUGACCCAAAAGGUAAAGGAAGAGGGCGAAGCGGCGAGAAUCGAGUGUCCCUUUGACGGUUGUCAUCGCAUCGUGGACUCCAAGUCGCUCAAAUUAUUGGUUAAUCAAAGCGUUCAAGAUCGAUAUGAGGUCCUCCUCAGCAGAACAUAUGUCGACGACAAAGACAAUUUGAAAUGGUGUCCUUCACCAGAUUGUGAAUAUGCCAUUGAUUGUGCUGUCAAGAAGCGAGACCUUACUCGUAUUGUUCCCACUGUCCGAUGUGCACACGAACACAGCUUUUGCUUUGGAUGUACCCUCCCCGAUCAUCGUCCGGCUCCGUGUUCCCUGGUCAAGAAAUGGUUGAAGAAGUGUGAAGACGAUUCCGAAACAUCAAAUUGGAUCUCGGCCAACACCAAAGAAUGCCCCAAGUGCAACUCGACCAUUGAGAAAAACGGAGGUUGCAACCACAUGACCUGCCGAAAAUGCAAGCAUGAAUUUUGUUGGAUGUGUAUGGGUCCCUGGUCUGAACAUGGAAGCAGUUGGUACAAUUGCAACCGCUUCGAAGAGAAGUCCGGGGCCGACGCCCGUGAUGCCCAAGCACGAUCUCGACACUCUCUCGAACGAUACCUCCAUUACUACAACCGCUAUGCAAACCACGAACAAUCAGCCAAACUGGAUAAAGACCUGUGGCUCAAGACGGAGAAAAAGAUGACGAGCCUGCAGACGCAAUCCAACAUGUCAUGGAUUGAGGUUCAAUUUCUCGACACCGCAUCCAAAGCUUUGCAAUCUUGCCGUCAGACACUCAAAUGGACUUAUGCGUUCGCCUUCUACCUGGCGCGAAACAAUAUGACGGAAAUUUUCGAAGACAACCAGAAGGACCUCGAAAUGGCCGUUGAGAAUCUCAGUCAAAUGUUCGAAAAGCCUGUGAAUGAGCUUGGAGGUCUCAAAGUGGAAAUCCUGGACAAGACCACCUAUUGCAAUCGCAGGAGAGAAAUCCUCCUCAGUGACACAGCUGAAAAUCUGAAGAAAGGUAUAGUUCAACCCCGAUUUUGA